AUGAACGGUGCUGAACGCGAUGAAAAGAAAGUGUUUGCAGGUGAAGAAGAAGAAGAAGAUCCGGUGGUUCAAGAGAUCCCUAUCAACCUAACGACGGGGCCUUGUCCAUUGCACGUGUUGCAGUUUGUUAAUAAGCCUAAAAAACUGUCGAAGAAUAUGGAAGAACAUCCUCCUGUGGCUGGGGUACGGUACAAAGAGGAAUCACAUGUUUGGGAGCUGGAUAUACCGUUGAAUACGCAGGUGUUUUACGACAAAGAGAAGGCCAAGGAGGUAUGGGACAAUGUAGAGUUGCAGUCCCUUAGCGGUGUUGCAGUAGAGAGUGAUAUGCAGCAAUAUGUGGGUGUUAUGAAGGAGGGGCAGCUAUACUUGGUGCCAGUUGAGAAGGUAGCGCAAAUGAGACCAUAUUUCAACUAUAUCGAUGUGCAGCAAAAGGCUCGUAAGGACGAUGAUUCUAAGAGGGCGGCCGGAGCUGGUUCUAAUAAUGCUAAGAGCAACCAAGUUGUGACUAUGUCUGUGAAAAGUUCGAGUGAAGCCAACCAGAAUCGGUUAGGCGGAGCUCUUCUGGCGCACAAGGUCGCGGAAGAAGAGGAGCCAAAGGAUUUAGAGUGGAAAGAGGAUACAUACGAGGCGUUUGUGGAGGAGAUAACGUGCAAGGACUCAGUCAGAGAAACCUUGAAGCCUAAAGACGAUGAAGCAACGUAUCUAUCGAAGUUGUUCUAA
Molecule: messenger RNA, 720 nt
Organism: Kluyveromyces marxianus DMKU3-1042
Lineage: Eukaryota; Fungi; Ascomycota; Saccharomycetes; Saccharomycetales; Saccharomycetaceae
Gene: RPC37
Product: DNA-directed RNA polymerase III subunit C37
Exons: 1
Coding region: 1-720 (239 amino acids)
Biological process (GO): DNA-templated transcription
Cellular component (GO): nucleus; RNA polymerase III complex
Source: RefSeq, a predicted model, not a curated record